Globicephala melas (long-finned pilot whale) is the source of this 2076-nucleotide messenger RNA. The record is from RefSeq and is a predicted model, not a curated record. Lineage: Eukaryota; Metazoa; Chordata; Mammalia; Artiodactyla; Delphinidae.
GUCCUGAGGCGGUGGUGGACGGGCGUUCCAGGAUGGCCUUCAUGGAGAAGCCGCCAGCCGGCAAGGUCCUGCUGGACGACACGGUGCCGCUGACAGCAGCCAUCGAGGCGAGCCAGAGCCUGCAGUCCCACACGGAAUAUAUCAUUCGGGUACAAAGAGGAGUUUCUGUAGAAAAUAGCUGGCAGAUGGUUAGGAGAUACAGUGACUUUGAUUUGCGGAACAGCAGCUUGCAGAUUGCAGGCCUAAGUCUACCUCUUCCUCCCCAAAAAUUGAUUGGUAACAUGGAUCGUGAGUUCAUAGUUGAGAGGCAGAAAGGUCUUCAGAGCUAUCUCAACGCUAUCACCACAAAUCAUAUCUUGUCUGAUUGUGAGCUGGUUAAGAAGUUUUUAGAUCCAAACAACUAUUCUUCAAGCUAUACUGAGAUUGCCUUACAACAGGUUUCCGUGUUCUUCCGAUCAGAACCAAAGUGGGAGGUGGUGGAACCAUUGAAUGACAUAGGUUGGAGGAUAAGGAAGAAAUAUUUCUUGGUGAAGAUUAAAAAUCAGCCAAAGGAACGGCUAGUGUUAAGCUGGGCUGGCCUUGGUCCUGACGAGUAUCUGCCAGAUAAAGAUUUUCAGUGUCUAAUCAAACUUCUGCCGUCUUGUUUGCACCCUUACAUCUAUCGUGUUACCUUUGCCACAGCUAACGAAUCCUCAGCAUUGCUAAUUAGAAUGUUUAAUGAAAAAGGAACUUUGAAGGACCUGAUCUACAAGGCAAAACCAAAAGAGCCAUUCCUAAGGAAGUACUGCAGCCCUAAGAAGAUUCAAGGCCUUGAACUUCAGCAAAUAAAAACAUAUGGGUGGCAAAUAUUAGAGGUACUAAAGUUUCUCCACGACAAGGGAUUCCCUUAUGGGCAUCUUCAUGCUUCCAACGUGAUGCUGGAAGGGGACGCUUGCCAGCUGCUGGACCUUGAGAAUUCCUUGUUGGGCCUUCCUUCCUUCUACCGAUCUUAUUUCUCACAAUUCAGGAAAAUCAACACAUUGGAGGGUGUGGACGUCCACUGCUUUGGCCACUUACUGUAUGAAAUGACUUACGGACGACCAGACUCAGUGCCUGUACACUCCUUCCCUCCUGCACCGUCUGUGGCUGUGGUGGCCAUGUUGGAGUCUACGCUGUCUUGUGAAGCCUGUAAAAAUGGCAUGCCCACCGUCUCCCUGCUCUUACAGAUGCCAUUAUUCAGUGAUGUUCUGCUAACUACUUCCAAAAAGCCACAGUUUAACCCCACAAAGUUAAAAGAGGCAUUGAGAAUUGCCAAAGAAUGUAUAGAAAAGAGGCUAAUUGAAGAACAGAAACAGAUCCACCAGCAUCGAAGACUGACGAGAGCUCAGUCUCACCAUGGAUCCGAAGAAGAAAGAAAAAAGAGGAAGAUCUUAGCUUGAAAGAAGUCAAAACGAUCUGCUGUUGAAAAUAGUGAAGAGCAUUCAGCAAAAUACAGCAACUCCAAUAAUUCAGCAGGAUCUGGGGCCAGCUCACCUCUCACAUCCCCGUCAUCGCCGACUCCACCCUCCACACCAGGGAUGUCCGCGUUACCCCCACCUCCUCCACCUGCGCCUCCGCCACCAGCAGCUCCCUUGCCUCCUGUGAGCACAGAGGCGCCCACGCAGCUUCCGCCCCAGGCUGUGAAUGGCGUGAGCCGAGGGGCCUUACUCAGCUCCAUCCAGAAUUUCCAAAAAGGAACUUGGAGGAAAGCCGAAACCUGUGAUCAUAACGCUCCUAAGAUCGGCUAAAGCUUUGUGUUUACACUUGGAGGGAAAAGUUGUUUUGUUUUUCCUUCCACCUCCAACCCCUAAAGUACCCUCUAUCUGGAUGAAUAAUUGCUGAGCCAGUACAGUCACAUACGACUUCGCAGAUGCUCAUGUAAGAGGCUUUUCAAGAGGGAAAUAGUCUUCAAGUAGAAUAAAGUCAGGCUGGCAUUGCUGCCUUAAGAAAUAGUUUGCUCCUUUGUUACGCUUGUGAAGGAGUCUUGCUCUUCCUCUAAUGGUCAUCUUUUGGUGGCAGCAGCAUAUUGGAAUCAAUUAUUUCCACCAACAGAAGGAA